GCAUGAGGGAGAUGAGAGGAGAAAUGCUGCCUCCUCCGGCCUGGUGUGGCAGGGAGAGAGAGAGACGGGGAAACAGCAUGAACAAGGAAAUGAUAAAAAGAAAAAAAUUGUAAAAUUCUCAGACUCAGAAAAUCCAAUCCAAGUACAACACCAAAACAAAAUGUUUCUCGACAAAACAUUCUCUACACAGUGAAAAAUACAAUCAUUACUGACCUCCUUGACAGGACAGCAACUUCCCAUCGCU
Messenger RNA from Geodia barretti, 244 nucleotides. The record is from the annotation of a GenBank genome assembly. Lineage: Eukaryota; Metazoa; Porifera; Demospongiae; Tetractinellida; Geodiidae.